Messenger RNA from Uloborus diversus, 7335 nucleotides. Its product is annotated as chondroitin sulfate proteoglycan 4-like. The transcript is spliced from 5 exons. Bases 1 to 7335 code for a protein of 2444 amino acids. NCBI's taxonomy places the organism in Eukaryota, Metazoa, Arthropoda, Arachnida, Araneae, Uloboridae. The record is from RefSeq and is a predicted model, not a curated record.
AUGGCAUGGAACGUGAAGUUUCGCGCCCUCUGGUCUGUGCAGACGAUAACUCUGCUUUUUCUGACCUUGAGUGUGCCGGCUACUGUUCACUCUGCUUCUUUCUAUGGAUCCAGUUACUUAAAGGUUCCCUUGCAGGAUGCUCAAAGCACCACCUACAUCUUUUUCAAGUUUCGCACCUACAGGCCCAACGCCUUCCUUUUCCUGGCUGCCGGAUCGAGUGAUUACUGUCUGAUCGUGUUGGAAAACGGCGAAAUACAGGUUCGCAUCAACCUCGGAGCCGGUGAGGCCACCCUAUCCUCUACGCCCGGGCUCAGCCUGAACGAUCUGCUCUGGCACCAGCUCGAACUGCACAGAACGGACGCCGAACUCACCCUGAUUCUGGACAGCCUGCACACGACCUACCUUGACAUCCCAGGCCGCUUCUUCGAACUGAACGUCAAGUAUGGGGUGUUCGUCGGUGGAGUGGGAGGGUUCAGCGAACUCUUCCUCGGCAACAUCCCCAACCUCCGCGGCUGCGUGGACGACGUCAUCUUCAACAGCCACGAUGUCCUCAAGCUGGCCGCCGCAUCGGUGUCCACGGAGGACCAUAAUGUCUUCGCGGUGACGUGGAAUUGCAGCGACGAGUUUGAAGCCCUGUCACAUCAGCCCAUUAGUUUCAUGGAAAAAGGCUCUUUCCUUGCCCUUCCUUUAUCUAUCGCUAGAAAUGGAGGAUCUGUGUCACUUGAUGUCAAGACUCAAACACAAACCGCCGUCCUCUUUUACAAUGCUGGAGUGCCUUUAAAAUCAGAUUUCAUCUCCCUAGAGAUACUGGACGGGAAGCCAGUGAUGUCGGUGAACGAGGGAAACGGGGUCGUGGUGUUGCAAUCAGACGUUCUGGUCAGUGACGGAAACUGGCACCACAUAGAAGCACAGUUCAGUCAGUCUUACAUCGAAAUGGUGGUGGAUGGCCAGAUGAAGAAUCUCAGGCCAGGACUUGGGGACAAUCGCUUUUUUGAUCUCGCUGGUUUCUUCUACGUCGGUGGCAUUGAGCUCAGCAAGCAAUCUCGUGCCUUACAGAACGGUCUUCAGUCGAUAUUGAUGGAAGGUGCUGAAUCUUCGCUGAAGGGCUGCAUGAAGAGCAUUAAAGUGAACAACAAUCUGAUGGGUUUCCGUGAGGCGGAAGUGACCCAUGGCAUACAGCCAGACUGCCUAUGGGAUUAUAUGUGCUUACAAGAUCCUUGCGUGCCUGAAGCUGAAUGUUACCAAGAUGGAGUCGAUAGCUUCCGAUGUAUCUGCGAGCUUGACAAUUGUGUUAGGUCGAAUUUUUCGUCGAGUUAUAAACUGUACACCAAGUCUUCCAAGCCAAUCGAUUUGGAGGUGCUCAACCUCCAGCCUUUAGUGAUAUCCGAAGGAGGUAGUGAUAUUAUAACGUCGAAUCACAUUCAUGUUAUUUUAGAUUACCAGAAAUAUGGUAUCAGAGAGUCCGGGGUGCUUUUUCACAUAAUUCAAGCACCAAAGCAUGGAUCUUUGGAAAUCGAAAUUUUGCGUCGAAGUGCGGAUAACAUUUUCACACUUCUAGACCUUAAUAUGGACAAAGUCCGAUAUUCACACGAUGGGUCAGAAACAAAAAUGGAUUCUGUCAGUUUUGAUCUUGAAUUUCGAGCUAGAAACUUCAGGCUUCCACCAUUUCUUGAAGAAAGGCACCGUUUUGUUUUCCAUAUUCAGGUGCUACCAGUGAAUGAUCCUCCUAAACUGAAACUACCGUCUGGUAAAAUUUUUCGCCUGGCAAAGAAUACUAAGAAAACCAUUACUUCAGAUCUUCUUAAAGCAGAAGAUCCUGAUAACAAUGCAAAUGAUUUAGUAUAUACUGUCUUAAAUUUAGGUUCCCCAGAAAGCGAAGGUUUCAUGGAAAAUGCAAAAAAUCCAGGUAAAAGUAUUGACACAUUCACACAGGCUGAUAUAGAUGAUGGUAUAAUAAGUUAUAACAAUAAAGGAGCAGGGAAUGUUCGAGUCACAAUCCGUGUUUCGGACGGUAUUCAGUCUGAUCCAGUUACCUCCACGUUUCGCAUAGCACCCUUUGAUUUGGAAGUAACAUUAAUUAAUUCAACUGGAAUUGUACUCCCAUAUGAUUCCUACGCUUUAAUAUCUUCAGAUAAUUUAACCUUUGUCGAUAAUGCAGCAGAUCAGAACCUUGAAAUACGUUAUGAUAUUACUAAACUUCCACAAUAUGGCAGCAUUCAACGUUUGCGAAACAAUAAUCGCUGGUACACUGUGAAUCAUUUCACUCAAAGACAAUUACGAAAAGAAAAACUAAGAUACACUCAUACCAGCGGUCGUCCAACAUAUGACGAAUUCAAAUUUUCGGUUUCAUGUGCAGAUAUUAAAUUUCCGACAAUUUAUGAUUUUCGAAUAACUUUCAUUGCCGUUAAUCUUAAACUGGUACAUAACUCGGAGCUGUUCUUAAACAGAAAAUUAGAUAGUCAUAUCAGUGAAACGGAGUUGAAAUUUGAAACAUAUCCCAUUGCAACUACAGACGAACACAUAACAUACACACUUCAAACUUUACCAACAUACGGAUAUCUCAUUUUAUUUCAUAGCAGUGAUGCCGAACCGCGACACAAAAAACUUGAUGUUGGUUCCGUGUUCACUCAAAGUGACGUUUCUUUGAGGCGGAUCAAGUACAAAUUGCAUAGAAAAAGUGUAUCAGCCAUAGAAGAUCACUUUGUUUUCAAAGUGACGUGUCCAGGAGGUGGACAGUCAGAAGAUAUGCAAUUCAAGAUCAAACACUUACCUAGCGAAAGUGAAGCAGUAAUCAUCAAUGAAAAAAUUAGUGUUCUUGAAGGUGGAACGUCAACAAUUGGUCCAAGUGAACUCCAUAUUGAGCUUCCAACAGCAUCAGACAUCAUGUACAACAUCACAACUAGACCUAAGCAUGGUGUCUUAAAGAAAUUAAGCGAGGAUCACAGUGAAAUAGAAGAGGAACCAGUUGAUAUGAUUACUGGCAGUGAAAUAUCACAAAAUAGACUCGUUUACGUACACGAUGACUCAGAAAACGAAAGAGAUAUGUUCCAUUUCAUGGCGGCUGUCGCAAAUGGGAAAACCGAUGACAGUUUUGCGUAUUAUGGAACAGUUCAUAUCAAAGUUCUGAUGAAAAAUGAUAACCCACCGAGCCGAGCAGUUGACAAAGUUUUUAACGUCGUCCUUGAUGGUGAGCGCAAACUGACUGGUCAGGACUUAAAGUAUACUGAUCCAGAUAUCGAUUCGACUUCGGAAAACAUACAAUACACUCGCAGAGGUAUUCCAAAUGGUGCUUUAUUCCAUAUCGAUGACAUGUCCACCCAAGUGCACCAGUUUACUCAGGUAGAUUUGGACACAGGGAAGAUUAUCUUUCGUCACAAUGGAGCGCCGUACGGUAAAGCAGUUUUGAGAAUUACUGAUGGUAAAUUUUACGCCACAGGCAUCCUAGAAAUACAAGCCUCCAAAGCAUACCUCAAGAUCACCCAAAAUACUGGCCUUGUUGUGAAACGAGGCGAAAACGGACUUCUUACUGCCUCAAAUUUAACUGUAGAGACGAAUUUAAACGCUAAUUCAGAUGAUAUAACUUACAAAAUAACUUCACUGCCCAAACACGGGGAAAUACUUGUAAAUGGUAAACUUGCGCAUGAAUUCACUCAAAGAGAUUUGCUACUAGAAAAUGUGGAAUAUGAAAACGACAACAGUGUGAGCUUCCAGGAUGCAUUUCGUUUUUCAGCUUUCCUUGGAGACAUCACUGUUGAAGGAAAGUUUGAGUUUCGGAUCUACCCAGAUGUCUAUUGGGAACCUUUAAAAGUCGUGAAAAAUAGAUCACUUCAUGUCGACGAAGGGAAAAUUGUGACCAUUGAUGCAUCGGCCCUUAAUGUCUCACAACCUAAUAUCAACACCAACAACAUUACAUUUAUAGUAACAACACCGCCGAAAUUUGGUUUUCUCGUAUUUGGCGAUAUUCACGAUUUCGACGACUGGAAAUCUGUCUCUAAGACGACACCAGCCAAAAUAUUUUCUCAGUCUGCCAUCAACGAACAUCAUUUACACUACUUUCACACAGAGCAGAACGCGUCUGAGGAUUUUUUCGUCUUCGAUGUCACUAAUGGCAUCACAGCUCUCAGAGAUCUAACAUUCCACAUCAAAAUAAUCUCCAAAAUAAUAUUUCUCCGCACAAGCAAUAUUACUGUCGUAGAAGGAAGUGAAGUGCCCCUCAAAGACAACGAAAUCGCCGUUUCCAAUCCCUACUACGAGAACUGGAUAACGGAGUACCUUGUCAUCGAAAAGCCACAGCAUGGACACAUUGCCUAUGUCAAGAACACACGGUCAAGGAUCUCCCGCUUCAGUGUGGCACAUUUGAAAGGUGGAUUCAUACACUAUGUCCAUGAUGGAUCGGAAACAACUCGCGACUGGUUCACCCUAGUCGCAAAUGCAACUGCCUUGAACAAAGAGAGUGCACCAAGUACCAUUCAUGUCACUGUUGAACCGGUCAACGAUGAAGCACCUCAUAUUGUCAACAACACGGGUCUCGACGUGUGGGAAGGGGAUGUGACAGUCAUCACAAGCAAACAUCUGGCUGCAAAGGAUGAUGACUCUGACACUUCGGAAAUCACAUUCGUCAUUUCGUCACCAAGCAAUGGUUAUGUUUCUUUGAAGAAUGAUACCAAAACUCCAAUCCUGAGUUUUACUCAAGAACAAAUUGAUCGUGGUAUGAUCACGUUUGUUCACACCGGAGAAAAAGCUGGCGGAUUUAAGUUGCAAGUGAAUGACGGAGUCAACUUUGAUUCACCCCACGUAUUCACAAUUACCGCUCGUGUGCUUCAAAUAUUAGUUGCAACCAAUGAGAAAUUAAGUAUCCUCCCCAGAAUGCAACAAUCCAUCACCAAAGACCAUCUCUUUGUGACGACAAAUGACCACGACUUAACCAGAGUCAUUGAUUUCAAAGUCACCCGAAGUCCAGAAUUGGGAAGACUGUUGGUAGAAAACCCAGAUGGAUCAUUGUCCCCAGUUUCGAGCUUUACUCAAGAGCAAAUCAACAAGAACUUGGUUCUUUAUGAGCACAACAAACCAAUGAUUGGAAUGACAUCUCUUGACAUGAUUAGGUUUAAUAUAGAGACACAAAACGCUCAAACGAUGCGAGACAUAGAAUUUCAUAUAGAGGUUUCUGUUGGAAAUUUCGGUGCUGGAAAUCUUGACCAGCUUGUUGUGUUACAUACCUUAGAAGUUAAGGAGGGUGGAGUAGCUACAAUAAGUCAAGAGCAUAUUGACAUGUCGCGGUUGUUCAGUUUGUGGCAAGGGAAAGGUAAAAGCGAAUUUGCUAAGAAAUUAAAAAUAAUUCUGCACAGCCCACCAGUAAAUGGAUGGUUGGAAACAGAGGAAGGUAAUUCGACGUUCAUUAAAAACUUAACUUUCAACAGAGAAGACAUACGUAAAAAGCGAGUCCGAUACCAUCACGAUGAUUCUAACACUUUUAGUGAUAUUUUUUCCGUUGGAUUUUAUUUGUUGGACGAGAAAGCAUACCCGGAUAUACUCUUGUUCAAUGGUUCUAUAAAUGUUACGGUGUACCCCAUUAACGAUCACCCUUUCACUUUGCUUACGAAGACAGCAGUUAUAGAGGUCGUUCAAGGACAAUCACUAAUCCUAGGCCCACAUGUUCUUAAUGUAUCUGAUGAAGAUGGUGUUCCCCGUGACAUUGUUUACGAAAUUAUAAAAUCACCUUCGAGUGGUAAGUUACUGAUUGGCAAUGCUUCAGUCCAUAAUUUUACUCAGGAGGACAUCGAUAAUUAUAUGAUUCGAUAUGCACACGACGGGACCAAAGAAAACAGAAGUGCAUUUUCGUUUAAAGUAAGUGAUGGCAAGCACAAAACAGACUACGCUGCACUGGAUAUAAUUAUAGUUCCUAUAAAAAUGUAUUUGGUCAACUUAAGUGCCAUUGAAGUUCAACAAGGUUCUACUGCGGUCUUCCUCAGCAGCAACAAUUUAUGUGCCGAAACAAAUGCAUACAACGAAGAUAUCUGGUACAACAUAACUGUGCUACCACUGCAUGGACAUAUAUUUGUAAAUGAUGACGUCAUGCGCACGUUUCGACAAGCCGAUGUCAGUUCCAGAGCUGUGUUUUAUAUGCAAUCAGAUUUGACGGCGUCGGAGGAUCAUUUUGUGGUGUCUAUACAUAGUGGCAGUAACGUUAUUAAAGAUGUGAUUGUGAACAUAACCGUCAUUCCACUCAUAUUGCAGAAACCUUUGUCAGCCAGUGCCUCAGGCACUACUUGGAUUACUUUGGAUGUAUUAAAUGUUUCCAAACUUGCUCAAAAGACAAAGAGUAACCCUAAUUUUUUAGUGUUCAAGUUUCCGAGGUACGGAGUCUUGCGAAAGAGUUUCUCGAAAGGUCUUUCAAAGCGCAGCACUUAUAAGAGUUUUGAGUUCACCCAUGAAGAUGUUGUGAAGGAAAAGAUUUUCUUCGUAGGAAAAGACAUGGAGCUUAAAGGAAAUGUGGUUGAUAGCUUUGAGUACAUUUUAACUGCUCCUAGUGUGCAACCGGCUAAGGGAAAAUUUAUUCUGAACAUUCAGCCAUCAUUAACUCCCACUUCUACAUCGAUCCCUCAUUACGAAUAUGUGACUCCAUCAAUAAAGCCUCAACCACCUCCCCUUGUACCAGACAUCGGCAGAACAGUAACUACUCCUUCAGACAGUACUGGAGGAGUUUACCAGCCGAGUAUCAGCAACGACCACCUCCUGAUUGCAGGCGUUAUCCUAGGAGUGAUCAUCGUGAGCCUUGUGAUUGUGAUUGUGAUCAAGUGCCGAUCAAUAAGGAAUGAAAGAGACAAAAAACGGUCAGGCCAGCCCUGCUUUGGCAGACAUCAUAAUCACGGCAAAGCAGUGGCAGGUUCCCACACGGCUCAAUCUGACCUGGACGUGUCAGAUCCCGAGCCAUCCAACGGGAGCUUUUCAGAUGAGAUACCACCCCCGCCUCCCCCACCGACAUCCCCGACGGGGAGCAGCAGCCCCCUAGGUUGCAUCGGAGGUGGCAGUGUGCCCAAAAACAGAACUCUUAAAAAGAAAAACAAGUGCAUGGACUCUGAGGAACCUGCCCUGCCUCCCCCUCCCUAUAUCCUCGAUAAUGGCGAGUGGGCAGAGAUUAACGUGCCUCUGCCCACUUGCAAGGUCACCCCAAUUUCUCAUGGUGACCAGGACGUAAUUAACGAAACCACGUUGAAAGGUCCUUAUUUGUUGGCAGAUCCAAGUGACUGUGAGGACUGGAGCAAUUACGAAGGAUCGGAACUGAGAUUCGGGCCUCCUUGUAACCCAGUACUGAGGAAGAAUCAGUAUUGGGUAUGA